UCAGGAGCCGUUGAACAAAGGGCCAAAAGGGGACCGAAUAAAGAAUAACAAAAAUUAAAAAAUAUGUUGCCAAAUAUUAUCCCAAAAUGCAGUGGUCUGACGCCAUGCAGAAGGAGGUUCUCGGCCCCGAAUGAGCCAAAUUUUCUCGACGAUGAGCAAACAAGGUACUCCUGUUACGAUACCAAAACCCGUCUCCGAUGCCGCUGUCCCCAGUUGUGAUGUCAUGUGAUCUCGAUCGACAUGGUUUUCUCUUAGUCAUAUCUAUAUCCACGCACUUUCUCUUUCCUUAUUGCAGGACCA
This is a messenger RNA of Aspergillus neoniger CBS 115656, 300 nucleotides long. RefSeq lists its product as uncharacterized. Lineage: Eukaryota; Fungi; Ascomycota; Eurotiomycetes; Eurotiales; Aspergillaceae. The record is from RefSeq and is a predicted model, not a curated record. The transcript has a single exon. Bases 64 to 219 code for a protein of 51 amino acids.